ACGUGGUUGGUAGAGAGGGACAAAGUUAACUCAGAAAAGACAAAAGCUAAAAGGAAACAGCAGCUAGUGCGAUCCUUUCAUUUAAUGUGGACUUGCAUAAGUCUUUUAGCUUUGUCCGUGAGAAUCUACCUCACCUUUGAUAGAGGCAAACCGUUUGCUCCUCUGUUUUUUUUUGUUUCUAAUUGAUUCAGCUCUGCUGCUGCUUCUACAAUGGCCUUCUCCAUUGGGAGCUUACCAUGGUGUGACGCUGAACAGAAUCUAGCCUCUUCUUGCUUCCAAAGAAGCGUCAUAUAUCUCAUAAAUCUACUGUUCCUAUGUAUCUUCUUCUUGCUUUCGGCAGCUAGUUGUGUUUCCAAACAGUUUACUGUCAGGAGCCGGAACAAAGGCUGGACAUUUGUCGCUGCAGCUAUAUGCUGUCUUGUUACUAGUAUCACUUUCCUUGGUGCUGGUUUAAAACUUCUUACUGAUGAUUCUAAUGACGUCUUUUGGGUUGCUUACUUUGUUCAAGGCACCAUUUGUGUCUCACUUGCGGUUUCUCUGUUUUUUAGCGGCUCAAAAUGGAUUAGCAUCGUUACAUCCCUUUGGUGGGUGUCUUUUGCUUUGUUGGAUUCAGCAGAAAAGAUUGAGAUACUUUCACAGGGAAAAGGCAUCAGAGUAUUAGACAUUAUAACAUUGCCGAUGAGCCUUAUGCUUCUCCUUUGCUUCUACACAUCUCUCAAAGCCUCUCCUGCUCCUCAAGAUUGUCUUUCUGAUCCUCUUGUAACUGACAAACCUAUAAAACACUCUGCAAGGUUGGCCUCAGCUGGUUUUUUCAGCGUCCUGACAUUCUCUUGGAUGAAUCCUUUACUCUUGGCUGGUUCCAAGAAACCAUUGUCCCCUGAAGAUAUCCCUAGUCUAGUCCCAGAGGAUGAGGCUGAGUUAGCUUACAUUAAAUUCUCUCAAGCAUGGGAUACACUUCUUGCAGAGGGAAGCUCAAGUAAGGAAAGAAACUUGGUGUUUAGAGCCAUUGCAAAAGUUUACUUCAAGGAAAACAUAUUCACAGCGGUUUGUGCCUUAUUCAGAACCAUUGCUGUUGUAUCUCUUCCACUAAUGCUAUACGUCUUUGUGAACUAUGCAAACAGUGACCACCGUGAUCUCCGCACUGGUUUCUUUAACUUAGCCUGUCUAGUUUUGUUAAAACUUAUUGAUUCCUUGUCAAUGAGACACUGGUACUUUGCGGCAAGAAGAUCAGGGAUGAGGAUUAGAUCAGGGCUGAUGGUUGCUGCCUACAAGAAGCAGCUAAAGCUAUCAAGCUUGGGGAGGAAAAAGCAUUCAUCUGGAGAGAUUGUGAACUACAUUGCUGUGGAUGCAUACCGUAUGGGAGAGUUCUUAUGGUGGUUCCACUCAGGAUGGAGCCUUACGCUGCAGCUUUUGCUGUCCACACUUGUACUCUUUGGAGUGGUUGGAGCAGGAGCCUUUCCAGGUUUGAUUCUUCUCUUCCUCUGUGGUCUCCUUAACCUACCGUUUGCAAAGAUGCUGAAGAACAGCCAGACCCAGUUCAUGAUGGCACAGGAUAAACGUCUGAGGUCAACCUCAGAGACUCUGAACAGCAUGAAAGUCAUUAAGCUGCAGUCAUGGGAAGAGGAGUUCAAGAGUCAGAUAGAAUCUUUCCGUGCUGAUGAGUUCAGAUGGUUGGCUAAGGCACAAAUGACAAAGGCCUUUGGUACUUUCCUGUAUUGGAUGUCUCCAACAAUAGUUUCUGCUGUUAUAUUUGUGGCGUGUGGUUUACUGAAAAGUGCUCCACUGAAUGCAAGCACCAUCUUCACUGUUUUAGCUACACUGAGAGUUAUGUCAGAGCCUGUUAGGCUUAUACCUGAAGCCAUUUCUGCUAUCAUCCAAGUCAAUGUCUCUUUCGACAGGAUAAACAACUUCUUGCUCGGUGAUGAGCUGAAGAUUGAUGAGAUUGAGAGAAGUGGUCUGGAGGAAUCUGGAAAUGUAGUAGUUGACAUACAAGCUGGUAACUUCAGCUGGGAUCCAGAGAUGAUAAAGAUCCCAACUCUAACAUACAUAAACUUGGACAUUAAGUAUGGGCAAACAGUUGCGGUUUGUGGACCAGUUGGUGCAGGAAAAUCAUCACUGUUGCAUGCAUUACUCGGAGAGAUACCUAAAGUUUCUGGAACUGUUAAGGUCUGUGGGUCCAUAGCUUAUGUUUCUCAGACAUCUUGGAUCCAAAGUGGUACCAUAAGGGACAACAUCCUCUAUGGAAAGCCAAUGGAAGCCAGACGCUACAAUGCUGCUAUUGAAGCAUGUGCGUUGGAUAAGGACUUGAGUGACUUUAGACAUGGUGAUCUCACAGAGAUAGGACAGAGAGGACUUAACUUGAGUGGAGGACAAAAGCAAAGGAUUCAGUUGGCACGUGCUGUCUAUGCAGAUGCUGAUGUUUACCUGCUUGAUGAUCCUUUUAGUGCUGUGGAUGCACAUACAGCUGGAGUUCUUUUUCAUAAAUGUGUUGAGGACUCGCUGAAGGAGAAAACUGUCAUUCUUGUCACUCACCAAGUGGAAUUCCUCUCAGAAGUUGAUCAAAUUCUGGUUAUGGAAGAAGGAAGUAUCACUCAGUCAGGUAAGUAUGAGGAACUCUUAAAGAUGGGGACUGCAUUCCAACAGCUGGUGAAUGCUCAUAAUGAAAGCAUGGGAGAUCUUAGGCAAGUAGGUAUAAACAGAGAGAUGGGAGAUAUCGACGUCGAUAAAGUAAAAGAAGAAACCACAACAAUGGAGGAUAUAAGAGGGAUCCAACUUACGCAAGAAGAAGAAAAAGAGUCAGGUUAUGUUGGGUUGAAACCUUUCUUGGACUACUUCCGUGUCUCCCAAGGAUGGUUUCUUCUAUCAGCAACCGUAUUAGGACAGGUUGGUUUUGUAGUUUUCCAGGCUGCAUCAACGUACUGGCUUGCGUUUGCUAUUGGGAUCCCUAAACUCUCAACUACAAUGGUUAUUGGCGUCUACAGCAUUAUCUCCACUCUUAGUGCUGGUUUUGUAUACUCUAGAGCUGUUACCACUGCCUACCUUGGGCUAAAAGCUUCCAAAGCUUUCUUCUCUGGUUUCACAAAUGCAGUCUUCAAAGCCCCCAUGCUUUUCUUUGAUUCUACUCCUGUUGGACGCAUUCUCACCCGAGCUUCAUCUGAUAUGAACAUCUUGGACUUUGACAUUCCAUCUGCGUUCAUACUUGUUGUAGUACCUGCUAUUGAGCUCACUGCUGCUCUUAUCAUCAUGACAUAUGUUACAUGGCAAGUGAUUAUCAUAGCUCUUCUUGCUUUGGCUGCCACCAAAGUUGUUCAGGACUACUAUCUAGCCUCUGCAAGGGAGCUGAUCAGGAUCAACGGAACAACUAAAGCACCAGUGAUGAAUUAUGCUGCAGAAACCUCACUUGGAGUGGUGACAAUAAGAGCUUUUGGAACGGUAGAUAGAUUCUUUAGAAGCUACCUAAACCUAGUGGAUGCAGAUGCGGCGCUAUUCUUUCUGUCUAAUGCAGCCAUGGAAUGGGUCAUUAUGAGGAUAGAGAUUCUGCAGAAUAUGACUUUAUUCACCUGUGCACUAUUGCUUAUCCUUAUUCCCAAGGGCUACAUAGCUCCAGGUCUAGUUGGGCUCUCACUCUCAUAUGCAUUAACAUUGACACAAACUCAGGUGUUUCUAACCAGAUGGUAUUGUACCUUAUCGAACUCCAUCAUUUCGGUAGAGAGGAUAAAGCAGUAUAUGAACAUACCAGAAGAACCUCCUGCGGUUGUGGAUGGUAGAAGACCACCUUCUUCAUGGCCUUCUAAUGGUACAAUUCACUUGCAGGAGCUUAAGAUAAGGUAUCGCCCCAAUGCUCCAUUGGUUCUCAAAGGAAUCUCUUGCACGUUCAGAGAAGGGACAAGGGUGGGAGUUGUGGGGAGAACAGGGAGUGGGAAAAGCACUUUGAUCAGUGCUUUAUUUCGUUUGGUAGAACCAGCAAGUGGUUGCAUACUGAUUGAUGGCAUUGACAUAAGUAAGAUUGGUCUGAAAGACCUGAGGAUGAAACUCAGCAUCAUUCCUCAAGAACCAACUCUUUUCCGUGGCUGCAUAAGGACUAACCUUGAUCCUUUAGGUGUUUACUCCGACGAUGAAAUCUGGAAGGCUCUCGAGAAGUGUCAGCUCAAGACAACGAUCAGCAAUCUCCCUAAUAAACUUGAUUCUUCAGUGAGUGAGGAAGGAGAGAACUGGAGCGUGGGACAGAGACAGUUGUUCUGUCUGGGAAGAGUACUGUUGAAGAGAAACAAAAUAUUGGUGCUUGAUGAAGCUACAGCUUCCAUUGAUUCAGCUACUGAUGCAAUCAUUCAGAAAACAAUAAGAGAGGAGUUUGCCGAGUGCACAGUGAUAACAGUUGCUCACAGAGUACCAACGGUUAUAGAUAGUGACAUGGUCAUGGUUCUCUCAUUUGGUGAUCUUGUGGAGUACAGUGAGCCUUGGAAGCUGAUGGAGACUGAUUCUUACUUCUCCAAGCUCGUUGCUGAGUAUUGGGCAAGUUGUAGAGGAUAUUCUUCUCAGAAUCUUCAAGUCCACAUCUAAAAUCUCUUGCAAGUCUACUUGUAUCAGCUGCUACUGAAAUAGAAAUGUCUAAUAAUUCACAUUAUGAUAUACUUCCAUUAAAAAAAAUAAAAAAAAAAUAAAAAAAUGUCGUUACUA
This is a messenger RNA of Raphanus sativus (radish), 4677 nucleotides long. Its product is annotated as ABC transporter C family member 8-like. The record is from RefSeq and is a predicted model, not a curated record. Gene Ontology annotation, cellular component: plant-type vacuole; vacuolar membrane. Gene Ontology annotation, biological process: transmembrane transport. The transcript has 12 exons. Gene Ontology annotation, molecular function: ATP hydrolysis activity; ATP binding; ABC-type transporter activity. NCBI's taxonomy places the organism in Eukaryota, Viridiplantae, Streptophyta, Magnoliopsida, Brassicales, Brassicaceae. The coding region runs from base 211 to 4560 and encodes 1449 amino acids.